CUUAAUUAAUAACUAAAAUCAUUCUAUUACCACCCUUCUCUCUCGCGUGUGCUGGGUAACUCUUCAUUGUUUCAGAAUUCAGAUCCAGUAGACGUUGUAGAGAGAGAGAGAAAGAAAGCAAAAUCCGAUGAUGGGAAGCGAUUCAACAUGGGUAGGAAGAAAACCUAUGAGACGACUUGGUGGAAUGUCUGAUGCUCUCUCCAUUGCUGCUGAAUUGGGCUUUUCUGUUCCUCCUCCUUCCCAGGAGGAGAUACAAAACUUAUCCACCACCACUGGCGAAAAUGGUGAUGAUUUGAUAAGGGUCUUGAAGGAACUUACUGCUGUUCAAAGGAAAAUUGCAGAUUUACAAGUGGAACUUCAAGGUCGAAAGGAGGACAAAAAUGUUGCUCAUCUGACACAUGUCAGUGAAAUGGAAAAGAAGAUUGAAACAUUGCAAAGGAUUACUACUAUUUUGAAGGACGUUAUUCAGAACAAGGACCGCAUAAUUGCUCGCCUUCAACAACCAUAUUCGUUGGAUUGCAUUCCUGUUGAAGCUGAAUAUCAGAAACAAUUUUCGGAAUUACUGAUGAGGGCUGCCAGUGAUUAUGGUGCUUUAACAGCCUCUGUAACAGAUUUUCAGUGGAGUCAGAAUUUUAAAGAGCCACCAACAGUAUGGGGGGAAAUGCUUCGUCCAAUUCCUGUUGCUCUGGCUUCUAGCACCCGAUUCUUUGAAGCCAUGUCUGCUAUGAGAGAGUCAAUUGCAACACUGCAUGCUUUGAGAGUUGGUCAUUCUUCUUCCUUGUCUACCACCCCAAGCAAUGAUCCUUCUCAAAGUACACUUGGAGAUACUGAUUGUGUAACUCCUCCCCCAUGGAGAACAGAAUCAAGCUUUGAUGAUUUAGCAGUUGGGAGCCUGAGAAGGCAAGAAAGUGAGCCUCAAGAAGAUAGUGAAAUAGAAAAAGGUGAUAGUAUGAGCCACAAGAGAUUGUCAUGGCCCCCUUCAGUUAAACACAUCUGAUUAUGGUAUCAAUAUUUGGCAUGCUGGUGAUAAAAAAUUUUAUCCCCGUUUCCAUGAAUUUGUCGUUUUGGUUCUCUUUGUAUUCAUUCGUUUAGUUGUUUGUAUUUAUCGGUGUUGGAUGGGUGUGUUUUUUUAGUGAGUUCCCCAGGACUUUUGUUUGGUUUCAAUCUUGUAAAUGUAUUCCUCAACUGCAGCAAAAAUUGUUGGCUCUGUCCAAAUUGAAAAGAUGUUUUUUCACAGAUA
Solanum dulcamara is the source of this 1240-nucleotide messenger RNA. RefSeq names its product AUGMIN subunit 2-like. Gene Ontology annotation, cellular component: mitotic spindle microtubule. NCBI's taxonomy places the organism in Eukaryota, Viridiplantae, Streptophyta, Magnoliopsida, Solanales, Solanaceae. The transcript is spliced from 7 exons. The record is from RefSeq and is a predicted model, not a curated record. Gene Ontology annotation, biological process: spindle assembly; microtubule nucleation; microtubule organizing center organization. The coding region runs from base 128 to 997 and encodes 289 amino acids.